This is a messenger RNA of Sclerotinia trifoliorum, 1255 nucleotides long. NCBI's taxonomy places the organism in Eukaryota, Fungi, Ascomycota, Leotiomycetes, Helotiales, Sclerotiniaceae. The record is from the annotation of a GenBank genome assembly.
CUUCAAGCCUCGAAGUUCAAGGCUCACGUUUGAAGACGACAACGAGUAGCUUCUCCUGCUACAAUUUUCAAUUUCUCGGCGCACAUCGUCUUCAAUAUUGGUUUUUGUGCCAGUUAUACCUCAGGAUGUCGCAAACAAAUGGUUUGGUAUGUUCUUAUCCUUUUCCUGCGCUCCCACUCAUUAUCUACUGUGUAUCUUCGAAGCAGAAGGAUAUAUAUAUAUAUACAUUUAUAAAUAAAUAAAUAAAACAAAACAAAAUACAAUACAUACGAGAAACCCAUAAACCAUAAACCAGCUAACAAACCCUCAUAGACAAAACUAGCCUACUCCCGCACCUGGCACCACAUCUCCGCCAGCACACCACACAUCCUCCUCUCAACCCUACGACCACGACCCGACGCCUCCUCCCCUCCAUCACAUCGCGCAUCACGCCUCCACCCCUCGGCCGCCUCGCCUCCCGCAUCGCCCUCCUCCUCAUGGGAAAACACAAACCGAUCUGGGACCCGUCCACCGACUGCGGCGACUACGUCGUCGUAACCAAUUGCGCCAACCUCCACACCACUGGGAAAAAAAUGUAUCAAAAGAAAUACUACCGUCAUAAUACUCGACCGGGCAGCUUAAAAGAAAUCAGUAUGGAGGGAUUGAUGGAGAAGUUUGGGGGGGCGGAAGUACUGAGGAAGGCGGUUAGUGGGAUGUUGCCGAAGAAUCGGUUGAGGGAUGGGAGGUUGGGACGUUUGAAGGCGUUUGAGGGGGCGGCGCAUCCGUAUAAGCAGAAUUUGGUUAGGUUUGAGGGGAGGAGGAGGGAUUUGAUGCCUGAUGAGGGGUGGGGGUUGAAGAAGGUGGAGGAGGUUAGGAGUUGAGGGUUUGGGAGGGGGGAUAUGAAUAUUCGAUGAUGGGGAUGGGGACGGGGGAAGAGAGCACUAUUGUGAAGGAUAGAGUGUGUAUAGUAUGCAUUGGGUGCAUGGGAAGUGUAUAAGAACACUGUAUAUCAAGCAAAACACAUUAUGAAGCUAGUUUGGCACUGUGUUUAUUCGGGCUUGUUGAGGCUUGUGAAUUUGAUUCUUCAGUUAUUCUUAAACUCGAUUGCCGAUUGGCUAUACGAAUACCAAGGAAGCAAAGGAAUAGUUUAUCUUAUGACUCCUGGGAAAGGAGGUAUCUCGAAGACGUGGUAUACGGAUAUUCAGCAUCCUCAACCAUUUUUAAAUCAUUGUAAUCUCAAGCAUGGAAGUCCAGUAUCCGUGUAGUCAAAUCUUGA